AGAUCUAAAUUCCGUGUUGUUAAUUCGCGAUGGCCGGACAACCUGAUCCGGUUCUUCAACAGUUCAUCGAGGCCGAGACCCAACGACAGCGUUUCCAGGUUAUGGUGAGCGCGUUGAACGACAAGUGUUGGGAUCUUUGCUUCGACUCCAAACCUAGCACCAGGUUAGAGUCAAAAACUGAGAACUGCUUGAAGAACUGCGUGGAUCGUUUCAUAGACACGACGAACUUCAUGGUGAAUCGGCUGGAAAAAACCGCAUUAUCUUCGGGUCUUGCCCCGAGUGAAUUUGAAGUGGAUAAUUGAACAUUUUUGGUGUCCGGUAGUUACGGCUCACUUGAAGCCUUUCCAUGUGAUUUUCAAACCGAGGUUGGUGGCCGGGGUAGAAUGGAGGCAUUGUUUUUGAAAAAUCUUUGGUGUUGACAGUUUAGUUGUUGGAAAUCUCUUUCGAAGAUUCAGUUGAUGCUGUUUUGAUGUAUGAUGCGAAUGUUCAAAUAACGUGCUGAAGAGGUGAAGAUUUCA
Molecule: messenger RNA, 518 nt
Organism: Notodromas monacha
Lineage: Eukaryota; Metazoa; Arthropoda; Ostracoda; Podocopida; Cyprididae
Source: the annotation of a GenBank genome assembly